UGAUUUUGCAUUUCCGGGGGGAGAACAGUUUGUAAACAAAACAGAUCUCUCCCCUGUCAGCUCCUGCACACUGCUAUGCAUGGAUUUGCAUAGCACAGCCAUGCAAAGCAGUAUGCUUACAGUGAAGCACAAACACAGCCCAGCAUGUAAAACAGCACACAGUUAACCCCUUUGAUCUCCCCAGAUGUUAACCUCUUCCUGCCCAGUGCCAUUAGUACAGUGUCAGUGCUUUUUAUUAGCACUGAUCACUGUAUUGGUGUCACUGGGGAUGUCAGCUACACCAAGUCAGUUCCCCCCAGUGUCAGAAUACCCACUGCAGUCCCACUAUAAGACGCUGAUCACAGCCAUUACUAGAAAAAUA
Messenger RNA from Staurois parvus, 361 nucleotides. The record is from the annotation of a GenBank genome assembly. Lineage: Eukaryota; Metazoa; Chordata; Amphibia; Anura; Ranidae.